GCAGGCUCGCACUAUGUAAUGAAGGUUGUAACGAGGUCACUUGACUAUGCCCUGGAUAACAGUGUGUCAUAGAGAAUGUACAAAAAUUUCGUCGUACGAUCAUAUUACCCUUGUGUCUUGCACUCUCUGGGUACUACCAGCCUUUCUAGCCUACAACAGCCGCUCCUCUGUUCAGRCCUUAAGUACAGACGAUUCGACAUUAAUUUACGACAAACUAUCGAACAAAACCGSUGAAUUAUUGAUUAGCGGCAUGUAAACCGACUAAACUCAAGGUAAAAGAGUGUUCUUUGUGGAUAGCUCGUGUUCAAGGCCUUAAAUGGUGCAAUAUUCCAUAUUUGGAACGGUCAUCAUGGUAACGGUGCGUGCGUGUGUCUUCCUGCUGUUCAUGGCUGCUGUGGUCGGGAARUCUUUGAAGACUCGGACAACAAGGAUUUCAUCUACCAAACCAAGUUGGUACCAGCCUCUUCGCCUAGCUCGUGACGUCAUGGUUGGAGGAAAUACGUCAUAUGUGAYAUCAUCACCACAUAGAAUGCGACGUGAUGUGAGUAAAUAUCGGCUACUGAAAAACUUAGCUGAGUGCCUUCCAUCGAGAAGAACAAGUUUAAAUACAAACAGUCAAUGUGAACAUGCAGCUUACCAAUGUGCUGGCCAACGGAUACGAGAAGUCACUUGCUCGAUGUCUUCCUUUUGCACUAGUAGCUGUCAACCAGUGUACGAUGUUAUCUAUCUUCCGAACAAAAAUGAAUGUUUUGUGAAUACCAUUGCAUGCGAAUGUGCGUCCACCAAAAGAGUAAGGAAAACGAACAAGAGAUGUUGAAGAAAUGGGUGAAUGGCGACUGAGGAAAAACGCAAAAGAACUUCGUUUUUCAAUCGUUAGUAAAUCUGAUGUCAAGUCGGUGAGAGAUGGAACGAUAAUGCCUUGUAGCUCUCCGGUAUACGGUAAUAACCGCGUGUAAAAGCAAGCCAUACAUUUCUUUUGUACGAUGCUCCAGAAGAUUCAAUUUUUUUCUUGACAAAUUUCUUUCCAGUAAUCAAAAAUUUCUAAAUGUAUAAUGUAUAACAGGAUAUCAUUCAAGACUGAYGCGUGGCACGCAGUAACACAGCAAUGGCUUCCUGUUCUAAGCCGUAGUGAGAAAAGUACGCUCGUGACAGUGAAAUGACUUUUCUUCUAAACCAAUCAAAAUCAAAGAAAAGCAUCCAAUCACAAUACCUGGAACUGAUUUCAAAGCCACAGUGCAUGAGUGUGCAGUAGCAUGCAGUAGCAUUCAUUUUUUUCUUUCAGUUUCUCAGUAAAUAGCAUCAACAGAGAAAUCGAAAAUGGAGUAUUGCUAAACCAAUAAAAAAUAUUUAUAUAUCGUUGAUGAUACUUAUGUCGCCAUUCUGACAAUGGCCUUCAAAAUAUUUAACAUCUUUUUUAUAUUUUCCUCAAUAGUGAAUCUUUGCGAGAGUUACUAAACAUUUAUAAAAACUGUUCGCCUUUAAAGUAUUUAUCAUUGAUAUUUAAACUUAUCGUAAUAUCAUAUUUAUAUAGCRUUGUAGAUAGAAUAGCAUAAUUGCACGAUGGAGGCCUCGUUCACUACCCCUACCAAAAAGUUGCACGAAUUUUUUCUCUCUUAUUCAAAUUCAUGAGAAUAGUAAGACAAUUAGUGCUAAUUAACGGAACAAAAGAAAGUGUGCAAAGGAUUCUGGUAGUUGUAGUCAAUGUCUUCUUCAGAAUGACAGUGUUUUUGUCUAUCUCGUAUAGCUUUUUUGCAAUGCAAAAGAAUUGUUUGGUGGUUUCAAUUGUAAUACAAUUUGGAAGAAGCAUUAAACUG
Actinia tenebrosa (Australian red waratah sea anemone) is the source of this 1814-nucleotide messenger RNA. RefSeq lists its product as uncharacterized. Lineage: Eukaryota; Metazoa; Cnidaria; Anthozoa; Actiniaria; Actiniidae. The record is from RefSeq and is a predicted model, not a curated record.